ACGAGGAGUGUCGCGCGCUGGGAGGCGCGCCUACACGUUCACGCGAGUACGAGUGCGAUCGUCCUUUUUUUUCUUCUUCUUCUUUUUUCCUCCCGAGUCCGUCUCUGUCUCAGGGAAGAUGGAGGGCACGGCGUACGGAGCGGCCAGGGCCGGAGGAGCCUUCGACCCCCUGACGUUCGUGCAGCAACCUCACACCGUCCUCCGCAUGGUCUCCUGGCUUUUCUCGUUAGUAAUAUUCGGCUGCAUUGCUAACGAGGGAUACGUGAACAGGCCGGACGAGGUGGUGGAGUACUGCGUGUUCAACCGCAACCAGAAUGCUUGUAACUAUGCUGUAGGUAUGGGCACGCUGGCCUUUAUUUGCUGCAUGGCCUUCCUGGCACUGGACGUGUACUUUCCUCAGAUCAGCAGUGUAAAGGAUCGUAAGAAAGCUGUUCUCGCGGAUGUCGCAGUGUCGGUGUUUUGGUCCAUCGUCUGGUUUGUGGGCUUCUGCUUCUUGACCAACCAGUGGCAGGUGGCGAAACCGGAGGACAAUCCCCUGAAGGAGGGCGCAGAUGCUGCUCGUGCUGCCAUCACCUUCUCCUUUUUCUCCAUCUUUACCUGGGCAGCCCUUACAUGGUUAUCUUUGAAAAGGCUCCAAUCAGUGAAUUUUGAAGAGGAAUACAUCAAAUUGUUCCCUUCCCAGCCCUCAGUCUUAUCUCUAACACGCUAACACACUUGCACAGGCUUACACAGUCACCACACGCACACACACGCACACACACACAUACAUACACACCAUUCCUUCUAUGCUUUCAGCCCUAUAAGUGCCCUAUGAGGAAAGAAAGAAAUUCAUUAUCAGGAAAUUAAAGGGACCAAAUAAAUUGCCUAGAUUGAUAUGAUAAAUAAAUAAAUAAAUAAAUAAAUAUAUAUAUAUAUAUAUAUAUAUAUAUAUAUAUAUAUAUAUAUAUAUAUAUAUAUAUAUAUAUAAUUUAUUUAUACAGUAUAUAUAUUUUUGUAUAAAAAUUUCUACAGAGAUUUGUAUGUGACAUUCAUUUAUACACUAUUGUUUGCUUCUGGCUCCUUUGGCAAUAAAUAGCAAACAACUGACUCUUGCUCUAAACAAAUUAAAAUUUAAACUUAGCUACAA
Molecule: messenger RNA, 1126 nt
Organism: Silurus meridionalis
Lineage: Eukaryota; Metazoa; Chordata; Actinopteri; Siluriformes; Siluridae
Product: synaptogyrin-1-like
Exons: 4
Coding region: 119-709 (196 amino acids)
Cellular component (GO): synaptic vesicle membrane; neuromuscular junction
Source: RefSeq, a predicted model, not a curated record